UUGAAGAGGCCAAAUGAUGAGCUUCUCUCUUAAGCUCUACUCAAGAGUUCGGGAAUAUAUGAUAACAUCUACGGAUGAACAGCUCCAUGGAAACAAGUCAUCUAGUGGCAACACUUCCACCUUUUGGAUGUUUACUCCACCCCAGGCUCCAACCAACAGCUAUGAUGAGGUUUAUCCUGGUGUUUAUUGCGGUGACAUGAAAGUAGCGCUAGACAACGAACAUUUGAACAAGAUAGGCAUCACCCACAUAAUCAACUGCUCUCAGGGUAAGGGAAGCAGUGAAACAAACACAGACUCAAUGUUCUACCAGCCAGCUGGGAUCAAGUUCCAUGGCAUUAAGGCUCAGGACUCGCCAACUUUCAAUAUGACGAUCUUUUACAAGGAAGCUGUAGAAUUUAUGGACAAAGCAUUGAAGUCUGGAGGUAAAGUGUUCGUGCAUUGCUCGAAGGGUGUCAGUCGCUCGCCCACCAUUGUUAUCGCCUACCUGAUGAUGAAAUGUAACAUGGACCUGAUGUCUGCCAUGAGAACCAUCCGACCGAAGCGCAAGAUCCACCCGAAUGACGGCUUCAUCCGACAGCUUUGCAUUCUCAACCGGGAACUGUAUGGCAAUAGCGAUUGAAUUUGUUGAGUGUCAGAAUGUUAUUUGAAAACCUGGCCUUUUAUCAAAUGCCUAUAGCGCCUUAUUAAAAACUUCAUUCAACUUCCUGAAAUCAUAAAAUAUUUUUCAUAUUAGAUUAAUUUGUACUUGUAUUUUUUGGUUAUGGUAAAAGGUCAACAUGAACUUAAAUAUUACAAUAGUUUCUUAAAGAAUAAAAUAAUGUCUGAGAUUAAUAUUAGUAUUAUUAAUAUUAAUAUUAAUACUAGUUUUGUUACUUAGCAUCACUUUUACUCUAGAAACCUGUAAUUGUUCAACUAACAAAAUAGAAAUAUAAGAGAUUCCUGUUAUAGCAGUUUCAGUGAUUGCUGUAUCAAUUAUAAUUUUAACAUCUCUGACAUUAAUCCUUGUUAUCAUUGCUACACAUUUAUCCUUUUUAUCAUCUCUACAUAUUUAUCAUUGUAAUCAUCACUACCCAUAUAUCAUUGUUAUCAUCACUACAUAUUUAUCAUUGUUUUCAUCAUUACACAUUUAUUAUUGUUAUCAUUGCUACACAUUUACCAUUGUUAGCAUCACUACACAUUUAUCAUUGUUUUUAUCGCUACGUAUUUAUCAUUGUUUUCGUCAUUACACAUAUAUUAUUGCUAUCAUCACUACACAUUUAUUAUUGUUAUCAUUGCUUCACAUUAUUAUUGUUAUAAUCUCUAAACAUUUAACAUCAUUAUCAUCAUUACACAUUAAUAAUUGUUACCAUUGCUACACAUGUAUGCAUUGUGCAUCAUGAAAAAGUUAAUGUAUAAUAAAAGAUCUCAACUGUA
Messenger RNA from Dreissena polymorpha, 1413 nucleotides. RefSeq names its product dual specificity protein phosphatase 3-like. The record is from RefSeq and is a predicted model, not a curated record. NCBI's taxonomy places the organism in Eukaryota, Metazoa, Mollusca, Bivalvia, Myida, Dreissenidae. Bases 14 to 619 code for a protein of 201 amino acids. Gene Ontology annotation, molecular function: MAP kinase phosphatase activity; protein tyrosine/serine/threonine phosphatase activity. The transcript is spliced from 3 exons. Gene Ontology annotation, cellular component: cytoplasm. Gene Ontology annotation, biological process: protein dephosphorylation; negative regulation of MAPK cascade.